AAAUUGAUGGGCAAUUUAUGUUAGAAAGAAUAAAAUAAAAUGUACUUUGAUCAAUCAUCGAUAUACUAUGAGCCAAGAAAAGGUAUAUGCAUAAAAGAAAACUUAAUCAGCAAAUAUUUAUUGAACUAAUAGCAAUCUCUAUUAGUUCCUAAUGUAAGUAGAUUGAUCAUCAAAGAAGAAUUGGGUUAUGAGAAUGAAGAUUAAAAAAUAGAAGAAAGUAGUCAUAAGAUUAGUCAUUUUACUUAAUGUACAUCUAAUUAAAACCUGAGGGAAAGUUGUAUUAAUAAUAACACAAUUUAAUUAAUGAAUAUAAGUACUGAGAGAUUUCUUCAUUCUCAUCGAAUAAGAUAUCAAAAUUCUCGAUUGAAUGAAGUUUUAUGUUGUUAAGAAUGCCAUAAUGAAUAUGAUAAUUGGGUAUUUGAAAAUAUUGAUGAAAAUGUAGUUAAAGUAUUUAAAUAUUGAUUUUAACUUUUAGUUAUAUCAUCCAUUAACAAAAUGUUAUUUAAAAGCUCAAUAAAGAAGUAGUAAUGGAUAGAUUGAAGUAGGAGGAAGUGAUGAAGGGGAUUAUUGGUAUAUUGAAAAAAUAGGUGACAAUAUAAGUAAAUAAAUUUAAAAUUCAUAACCUGUCUAGAAAUUAAACAUUAAAACACUGGGUACUAUUUACAAAGUAAUGUAAACUAAUCUAAUGUUGAAAGUUAGUCAAAGCUUUCAUUAUUAAAAAUAGAUUCUGGUAAACCGAAUGAAAAUUAAUGUCUUUGGAAGAUAAUUGAAAUUUGA
This is a messenger RNA of Paramecium sonneborni, 777 nucleotides long. The record is from the annotation of a GenBank genome assembly. Lineage: Eukaryota; Ciliophora; Oligohymenophorea; Peniculida; Parameciidae.